AUGAUCCGGCAGCAGACGGCACCAGGCAGCCCCAUCUUGGCCGUGUUAGUUACUGUUAGUUGGGCCCUGGUUUCUUUUUUGGGAUGGAUGGGCCGGGAAGCGGGGGGGGGGGGGGUGGGCGCUGACAGCAGGACCAUGUCGCUCUUUGCCCAGAUCAUGACUCGUGUGAGCCUAGAAGGUUCCACAUUGGUGAUGAAGGCUGUGAGCCAGAACGAUGCAGUGUCUCUCAGGAGCGCGCUUGCGACCGCGCCUCGCAAGAGGAGAAUGCAGGACGUCUUGUCUGUCACAGUGGGAUCUCAGUCGAUCUCCCCGCUCGAUUGGUCCAUAGAUACUGGUCACCUGGAUUGCGCGACUACAAUCAUCCAAGAUCUGCUGACCAUCCGUGGUGACAGGCAGGUGUACUACUAUGGUUGUGACGCGCUCUUCGAGCGUCACCCGGACUUCAUCUCCAAAUUGAGCGUCAACGCCCCGGCUCUCUUAUUUACACUGUUGGAUGGUCUCAUCUGGCGGUCACGAAUCGUGGAAAGGGAUCUGCGCAGAGCGAUUUACUACAUCAAGAACCUGAUACAGGACUGCUUGAUGUGA
Messenger RNA from Symbiodinium natans, 585 nucleotides. The record is from the annotation of a GenBank genome assembly. Lineage: Eukaryota; Dinophyceae; Suessiales; Symbiodiniaceae.